Parasteatoda tepidariorum (common house spider) is the source of this 865-nucleotide messenger RNA. Its product is annotated as pancreatic triacylglycerol lipase-like. Gene Ontology annotation, biological process: lipid catabolic process. The record is from RefSeq and is a predicted model, not a curated record. Gene Ontology annotation, molecular function: lipase activity. NCBI's taxonomy places the organism in Eukaryota, Metazoa, Arthropoda, Arachnida, Araneae, Theridiidae.
AACGAACAUGAUGAAUGGCAAUCGAUUUCAUUUUAUUGGCCAUAGCUAUGGAGCUUAUAUAAUAAACGAAGCUGCAAGAUAUAUAUUCGAAAGAGAACCACAAAAUAAAAUCCGAAGACUGACUUUCUUGGACCCAGCUAUUGUUCCUAUCAAAGAUGGUGAUCCUGCAAGAAAAUUCAGAGCCGAAUAUGCUCAAUUUACUGACGCCAUUCAUGGGGACGCAGGAAGAUGCUUCCCUGUCAGCUUAGGAUUAUUCAAUACUUUUGGACAUGCUGAUUUUUACCCAAAUGGAGGUGCUUUUCAAAUAUCUUGCUACUCUUACGCAGUGACAUCUUUAUUAAAAGGAGAUUUUUUUUACGCUUUGGCCUCAUUCAUAUACCCUCCACUAUGCUCACAUCUGCAAGCAAUUCAGUAUUUUAAAGUAUCGAUCAACCAUCCUCAGGGCUUGUACAUUGGAGCUGAGUGCAAAGAUUUCCAGAGCUUCCUGUCUGGUGAUUGCUACAGAUGUUGCAAAAAAGACUUUUCAAAGUGCGCAGUAAUGGGAAUGGAUGCCGAAAAAUAUUUUCCUCAUUUGCAUGAACCUAAAAAAAACAGGAUUUAUUUCCUAAACUUGGGUUUGGAAUGUCCAUACAAUGAAGAUUACGAAUUCAGUGUUUUCCGUGACUGCUAAGGAAAAUAUUUUUUGAGAAACUCAACUAUGGCUUAGAUUGAUGUGUGUAAGUUACUACUAUUUAAGAAAAUUGUAAUGUUUUAUAUAAUAUGACAUUUUGUUAUGUAAUUUAAUUUAUAAUAUGUAAUAUUAUGAAUUAUGUAAUUUCUGGUAUUGAAGUGUAUUCUUAUUUAGAAUAAAGUGCAUCUAAUUAUA